Molecule: messenger RNA, 1992 nt
Organism: Exophiala xenobiotica
Lineage: Eukaryota; Fungi; Ascomycota; Eurotiomycetes; Chaetothyriales; Herpotrichiellaceae
Exons: 2
Coding region: 1-1722 (573 amino acids)
Biological process (GO): protein phosphorylation; mitotic DNA damage checkpoint signaling
Cellular component (GO): nucleus
Molecular function (GO): ATP binding; protein serine/threonine kinase activity
Source: RefSeq, a predicted model, not a curated record
AUGAAAUUAAGCAGGUCCGCUAGAGGCGUCCUACGGUCUCUGCGACCAAGGGCGGCCGAUAUAAAGUCAACAAAGUCAACAAAGUCUCCUAGAUCCUCUAGAAAUUCCAAAACGCGAUACAAUGUCGUUCUAACGUCUGUCGACGCGUCGGAAGCUGAAGAGGAAGGAACUGUAUCUUCGCGUCGUCGACCGGGUGAAUUUGAGGUGCAGCGGCCCGCCGCAGGAAACUCUGCAAGUGCAUGCAUCCUGGGCAAGAGGCGGGGACACGAGGCCAACGAUAUGGGACACCCUAAUAUUGCCAUCCACGAGGAUCCAGACGAAGUUUUCCAUGAUGCUCCUCACUCACAGCAUCUGAGGGCUAAGGGGAUGGGUCAAGGACAUUAUGAGGACGAUGACGAGUCUAUGGACGGCUCCUGCUCAGAGGACUCAGAACACAGUGAAGAUGAGGUCGAUGAGAGUGUCAUGGAGGACAUGCAUAAGUUGGAAGAGAGCUUCAAGGGGAUUUCUCAGAAGUAUAGACUCAUAAAUCGCAUCGGCGAAGGUACAUUCUCGACUGUAUACAAAGCCGAACAGCUCCCUCAACCGGACGACUUGGACGUAGAAAAUGACGAAGUAGGCGACCAGUUGGAUGAACAACUGCCACCAUCUAAGAGGCGAAAGACAAAUACUGCGAGCAUACACCCACGCUGGCGACGGCGACCGCAGAUUGUGGCGUUGAAGAAGAUCUAUGUGACAUCGUCGCCGCAUCGGAUCCUGAACGAGUUGGAGCUUCUUCACGAAUUGCGAGACUCCCCAUAUAUUUGUCCGUUGUUGACGGCAUUCAGGCACCUCGACCAGGUCGUUGCCGUGCUGCCUUACUUCAGGCACCUCGACUUCCGACUAUACUAUCGAGAUUUUCUGGUCAACGAUAUGCGACACUACUUCAGAAGUCUGUUCAACGCGCUGUGGCAUGUCCACAAGGCUGGGAUCCUGCACCGAGAUAUCAAGCCCACCAACUUUCUCUACGAUCACUCUAAACGACAGGGCGUCCUCGUCGAUUUCGGGCUUGCUGAGCGCCAAGGCACUGAUUGGCAGGCAUGUUUAUGCACGGAGCAAAAAGAGAAGCGGAAAGAAAAGUUUCUCAACUCUUUUGCGGUGCAAGUGCUGCAGACACAGCCUGAUCUACAGUCUAACGGCUUUCCGAAGAAUGACAGCCGUCCAUCAAGAAGGGCGAACAGGGCUGGUACACGUGGCUUUCGUGCACCGGAAGUCCUAUUGAAAUGCACUUCCCAAACCACCAAGAUCGACAUCUGGUCCGCUGGUGUUAUCCUUCUCACACUUUUAGCACGACGAUUCCCGUUCUUCAACAGCGCCGACGACGUUGACGCCAUGAUCGAAAUGGCAUCUAUUUUUGGUCGAAAGAAGAUGCAGGGGGUGGCUGCCAUGCAUGGCCAAUUGUUCGAAACAAACAUCGAGACAAUUGGGGAGCGUGGGUUUACGCUCGAGAAGAUUGUUCUGUGGGCAAGUUGCCGAGAGAAAGAACAUGACCAGCUCAGGGCUGGGGAAGAUCAAGCCGUCGCAUUCCUCCAGGGCCUUCUGGAGCUCGAUCCUACCAAACGGUGGAGUGCGAAAGAAGCACUACAGCAUGAGUUCUUCACGUCUCCUGUCGAAGAUGAAGAGGAGCGUGCAGAGCGGGAAGCCCAGGAGACCAUUGAGGAGCACGAAAGAAUGAGACAACGCUAGAGCUGUCGACUUCCAUUUCAUUCAAUCCUCGCCUGAGAUGUUGAACGAUGCCUCAUUAGUAGAUGGCAGCGUUCGAAAUGGUUUAUGCAUUCAAUGACGGAGUGGUUGAACUGUAUUCUUAGCAAGCUAUAUACCCCUGGAGCAUGGCAUGGCGUGGCGGGGCAUUGCAAGGCGCCCCUGACGUGAACGAACAGCAUGUCUGGGUUUUGACGAGAUGAGAACUUGAAAUGUCUAGAAUAUUACAAUAGGCACAAUCUAAUAUCACUGCAC